Messenger RNA from Bursaphelenchus okinawaensis, 5807 nucleotides. NCBI's taxonomy places the organism in Eukaryota, Metazoa, Nematoda, Chromadorea, Rhabditida, Aphelenchoididae. The record is from the annotation of a GenBank genome assembly.
AUGCUGUCAAGCUCGGUCUCGACGGACCCUACAGUUCCUGUCACUAAGUCCUUUGAUGGGAUAGAUUCAGCCUCGACAAGUUCGGCUGACAAGAGUGCUGAGAAGCCUAUGGACAACGGUGUCACCCCUCCACCAGAAAUCACCCCAUCCGUUACACUAGAAAAGGAAGAACCUACAAAAACAGUUGAAGAAAUACCUAAAGAAGAAAAUAUCAUUGAGGACAACAAAGAUCCAGGGAAGGAGGAGGUGAAGCAAGAAGAUGAUACCAAAAAACGAUGGGCAACACCACCACCCGUAAGAUUUUACUUCUUUUUCUUGCUGUUUAGGAAAUGUGAGUCUUGUUUGUGGAUACUUUAAUGAAAUGUACUUAAGGUUUUCUUUUUUAGGAGCCGGUUAACGGAAUAGUACAACCGAGAACGGUGCCACCUUCUGGUAAACCGACACGACAAACAAAUCAACUAGAAUUUAUAGCUAAGGAAGUGCUAAAACCCACGCUAAAACACAAACACGCUUGGCCGUUUCUAAAGCCAGUAGAUGCAGUUAAACUGAAUAUUCCAGACUACCACAAGGUCAUAAAAAGGCCGAUGGAUUUGGGAACAAUAGAAAAAAGGCUAAAGAAUUGUUACUAUUACACAGCCGAGGAGUGUGUUACUGUAAGUUCAUGCACCACGCCUAUUAAUCUUGCGAUCGAAUGUCUGUUGCGCUUUAUUGUUUUAUUUUGUGUUGUUGAACAUGGUCAUUAUAUCUGAGUGAUUUGAGCCGGUAUAAAGUUUUUGUGUAGUUUUAUCUAAUGUUUUACAUUUUUGUAGCUGUAAAAAGUAUUUUUCGUUGAAAUUAUAGCUGUUAAGAAGUUAUCUUCUAGAAAUUGUAGCUGUUAAAAUAGUUUUUGUAGCAACUGUAACAAUUGAAAUGUUUUUUGUUGACUUUAGUAUCUUUUGAGUGUAGUUUAGCUUUGAGUGUCAUAAGCUUUGUUUUACACGGCGAUCUUCUGCAAUCUUACUUGUUUUCUACUCAAAAGUUUCGAUCGCAAGCACACGUUUGUUGUCUGUUAAAUUCUGCCGGAUUGUAGGAUAUAAUGACCAUGUUCACGAACUGCUAUACGUACUGUCCAAAACAUUAUGGUGUACGUGAAAUGGCAAAUAACCUGGAAACAGACGUUCUGCGCAGGCUUGAAAAAAUGCCGCCGAUAGUGAGUUUUAUGAUUCUUUUUUGCUUUUAGGACAUUGAACAAGUGUUUGCUAAUUGCUAUAAAUUCAACCAGAACGAAGAUGACGUUGCACUCAUGUGCAAGAAUGUGGAAAAUGCCUUUCGAGACAAGCUGAAACAGAUGCCAGUGAAGGUGCCUACAGUUGAUUUCUGAAACUUUUUUUGAUAUUGAUAUACAGUCAAUAAUGUUUGCUUUUCCAGGAAGUCGAGUUGCCGAAGCCGGUGCCGAAGAAAGCUGGAAAAGUGGCCAAGAAAAACCCAGCCUCGAGGAGUGUCCGUAGCGUCGAAUGUAGGACGAGGUAGCGUUGCUAAUAGUCCGCAUAGUUCUGCGCCUUCUGAAACCGCCGCUGCCGUGUUAGAAUACUUUCACAAUGCCACUAUACAAGGUGCUCACCUCAUUUCUUUCUCUUUUUCGUUACAAUAGCUGAGAUGCGACUAACAAAAGCGUUUCUCUUCCGCGGAAUACUGUUCGGAACUACUUUUGCAUGUUUUGGUACUACUUUUGGCUGGCGCUAAUCAAAAACUACCUAAAAUAUAAAAAAAAGAAUGACAGUAUAAUGCCAAUGUCUUUCUUUCACUAUCGGGUAUUGCACAAUUAACAAACUUUCUCGGGGAGCACGUUGUAUCUUGGUUAAUGGCGAUAUUGUGACCUUGCUUUAGUUUUUCUUUAUUUUUAAAACGCUUUGGAGUCCGUAUUCUCUGUUGUUGUAAUUUUUUGUGUACAUAAAUGUCAAUCUUACAGUUGUUUUUUAGUUUCUGGAAGCCGUGAAUCGUCCAGCGUUCGAGAUGCAGAACUUGAAAAGGUAACACUGGUUUACAUUUUUCAUUUUUUGUAAAUUAUCUGGUAUUUGAGGUUUAAUCUCAUUGUAAUCUGCGUUUUUAAUUGAUUUUUAAAGGGGUAUGCUGAUUUUUUUGCAAUUUGUUACCUAAUUAUUUUAGAAACCGAUGAAACGGAAGGCCGAAUCCCCGAUCUUCGAAGAUAAACCUGCACGCUCUAUUAACCCUAACUCUAAAUAUGAACUUCUUAAAAAUAUGGACUAUAACCUACAGAAACCACGCUACACAGGGAAGCUUUCGAGCCAAAUGAAGUUUUGUGGCAAAGUGAUUCAAGAAUUGGUGUCGGCCAAGAAGUGCAAAGAGUUCAAUUGGCCGUUUCUGGAGCCGGUUAACGACGUCGAAUUGGGUAUUCCCGACUACUAUGUUGUAAUCAAGAAGCCCAUUGAUUUGGGAACCAUUAAGAGGAAGUUUGAUGCUCGACAGUACGCUGAUCCGUCUGAAGUGCGGGACGAUGUGCAUUUACUGUGCAGUAACUGUUUUCUUUACAAUCCUGAUGGACAGACUGUUCACACCCUAGGCAAGCAACUAUUGGUAAGGUUUUAUGAUGAUUUAUAUAUUGUUUAUAGUUACUGCUUUUGUUUAGAAUUAUAAUGUUUUAUCUAAUUUUAUAGAGCUAAUUUAACAAUUUCAGAAGUACUUUGAUGACCGGUGGAAACAGUUGCCAAAAGAACCAGAACCGAUGGAAGUUCCGUCAACCCCAGUCACAACAACCGCCAGAGAUCCAUACGCCUUCCCAGGCUCUCGAGCACCGCCAACAUUGCCAAUACAAUCAACUCCUAUUUCACACACUCAAGCUUUUGGACCUUUGACAACGGAUGACGCUAUCGAAACAUUGUUCGAAGACGUACAGUCAGAACAGUGCAAACUAACAAACCGGGUUACUGAACUCACAAGGUUUAUUCAAGAACUCAUACAACUGAAGUAAGUUUUCUUAUUGGUAAUAAGAUUAUCACCGGUCGAUUUGGUGUACAUAAAAAUUACAUAAUCAAUUGUACUUUUAGACAGAAACGACGAGAAGCAAGAGAUCAACGCACAAUAGUUCCACCAUUGACAGGAGAACUUCACACUCACAUCAGAAGAAGUCUCCUCUUUGGUGGACCAACUGCACCAACAACACCUUUUACCCCAGCCUUGACUCAACCAUCCUUCUCUGCCACGCCUAUUGUGGCCAAUCCCCCGACCACAAUGAUGUCACCAAUCGCCGCCUCCGCUAACAUGUUCCCAGCAGCCGCGAACGGUGCCAAACGCAGGGCUGGACGACCUAAAGGUUCGGCAAAUAUUCCUAAAACACCAAGUGUAGAUUUGACUAUGCCUUUAGCUCCUUCUAUUACCGAACCUCCGGUUCUACCGGUCGCUCUACCAACCAUCCCAGAACAACAACCUUUUACCAUGCCCAACUCAGCAGAGAUGUCCAUGCCACCACCAAUUCAACCAGGUCUACCUAAAUCUGGUCGGGGUCGGAAACCCGGAUCAAAGAACAAACCGAAGGGAGCUCGUGAAGAUCGUCCUGAAUACGAGUUCAAUUCAGAUGACGAGCAAGCUUCGGAACCCAUGACCUACGAGGAGAAGCGACGGCUUUCCUCUAACAUUAACGACAUUCCCAGCGAUAAGUUGAGCAGAGUGCUUCAGAUCAUCGCGAAACGAGAGAGACUGGACGAGGACAUCAAUCCUGAGGAGGUCGAGAUCGACUUUGAGACUCUCAAGCCCAAAACCUUGAGGGAAUUGGAAUCCUUUGUCUCUCAGAUCAACCAGAAGACCAACCGACGGCCGAACGGUAGGUGGUGGGACUUGCAGGACUGUCUGUGUAGAUGUUAUGUGUUUUUUGUUGUGCUUAUAAUUGCUUGUUUUUAGCGCCUCGACCAGUCGAACAGGCUGCCAGAAAACGCGAGUUGGAGCAGAGAUUGGCCGAAAUGGGCGGAAACACGAAAAGUAAGCAGUUAUAGCUUAGCUUUACUUAUUUUUAGUCCAGUCUAACUGUGCUUGUGUUGAUUUGUGUUAACUUUGACUUUCAGGAGGCAUGUCAGGAGCACCCCCACGCGGCCGCCCACCAACCAGCACUACGGCCGCUGCUCGUGAUUCGAGCGACUCGUCCUCGUCUUCCUCGUCGUCGUCAUCUGGAUCUUCGUCCUCCGAUUCAUCUGACUCUGAAUCAGGUUAGCACUACUUUAACUUGAAAGUUUCCAUUUUCACAAUAUUUUAUACCUCUGACCUUUUUUAUCACAACUUUUUUCUUAUCUUAUUGUACAUAAUUGUAAGUCCACAAAAUGGUCAUAAUGACAUAUUUACUGUUCCUUAAUUUGCUCUUUCUGAUUUUCUUAAUUUCCCAUACGGUAUUUAAAAAAAACUGAAAAACGCGCGUUAUCAGGGGGCAGGGGAACGUUAACUGUGUUAUCAUGAUGUAUUUUUUGUACGUAUGAACUGACCUGUAUAGCUAAUGAUACCUCAAAUGUUAGACAUUAUUUCUUGAUACUCGAAAACACUCAGAAUCUCAAACAACGUUGCCGGCAACAAUAUGAUUAUCUCGGGGGAUUUAAAAUCAUUUGAAAGUAAUAAAUUGUUAAUUCAUUAAUUUUGACAAGUUAAAUACGUCCAAAAAAUACAUCAUGAUGACAAAAGCAAAACUAAAAAGCGUUUAGUACACAGAAAUACAGCUCUCUUAAUGAAACGUCUUUGUUUCGUAUGUUUUAAUUUGUAAAACCUCUUGAUUUUAGAACAUAAAGAUCCACCAAAGACGUCGCCUCGAGCCAAUGGAGCUAGUAAUGUCAACCGACCACGACCUAAUGCGGUAAGGGUUUGAUCUUUACAUCGUAUAUCAUAAUAUACUGUCACUAUUUUGAAUUCGGAUGACAAGUCUAUAGAAAAUUAACAAAAUACUUCUGGAAUAUAGCUUAAAAGCUACCUCAAUAUUCUACCUAUUUCAAAAAAUAUUAUCUAAUUACUAUUAUGUAUAUAUAUUGAUUUUACCAAUUGGAAUUUAGGUUGCCAGCAAACCUACCAAUAACAAUACAUUAAACGCGGCUCCGGGACAGAAUGGAAUGAAACCAGACGACAAACGGAACAUUGUUCACAGUGGAGCUGGUCCUCUUCUGCAGAGCAGUAACCCCGUAUCUCAUGCAGGAAUCAGUAGCUCCGUCCUCGAUCAGCUACUCCCAGCUGCUGAGGCUUCUGCUGAUAACGCGGGAAUCUCGAAGGGAAAUUACAUGGAUUCAUUUGAUACAUUCAAGCGCAUGAAGAAGGAAAAGGACAUGACGGUAAGCUUUGGCAUUCAGUUGGAUGCUUUUUUUGAGAAUCGUAGAUCUACUCUCUCACCGGGUUCUAGCCGAAUUUGCUACGUUUCUAUAAUACAAUUAAACUAAAUAUUUAUGCUAAUAGUUAUAUUGGGACACCGUUUAACUGAUAUCAUUUUUUGUUACUUUUAUGAAUUUAGAAACAAUCGCUGGCACAAAGGGACCAAGAGAGAUCUAAAAAUGGUGCCGAUUCAGCAACUUCUCGUCAGGACGAAAUUGAACGACUUAAACGAGCAGAAAAGGUAAAUACGGUUUAUUUACUAAAGAUCAAAUAUAAUGUCGCAUUUUUUACAAUGUUCUGAACCUAUGCCACAUCUCAAAUAACUUACCUUUUUUAAAUUUGUUAAGCCUGUUACAUAUAAAGUAAUAUUCUUUAAUUUUUGCGUAUUUUAGGAACGCCGUCAACGGGAAGCUGCCAAUGACGAAGGUAUCACCUCCCAGAUGGACAUUAUGGCCAACUUCGAGGACAACUUCUGA